Zeugodacus cucurbitae (melon fly) is the source of this 970-nucleotide messenger RNA. RefSeq names its product succinate dehydrogenase cytochrome b560 subunit, mitochondrial (gene SdhC). Bases 153 to 677 code for a protein of 174 amino acids. Lineage: Eukaryota; Metazoa; Arthropoda; Insecta; Diptera; Tephritidae. The transcript has 2 exons. Gene Ontology annotation, molecular function: succinate dehydrogenase activity; electron transfer activity. Gene Ontology annotation, biological process: tricarboxylic acid cycle; mitochondrial electron transport, succinate to ubiquinone. The record is from RefSeq and is a predicted model, not a curated record. Gene Ontology annotation, cellular component: membrane.
GUGUCUCGUUUGUGUAUAGUAAGCUUUUUAAUCACUGUGAAUGGUUAGUCUGUUGAUAACAAGAAGCACAAAAAACUUUGACAGCAAAAUCAAAGUGGACAUACAUACACAUACAUAUAUACGCUAGGAAAAGUUGGGGCAAAGUAGCAAAAAUGUAUGCCAUAACACGUUCACUUAUUCGAUCACCUGCCCUACGCCAGGGAAUUCAAAGGAUGCAAGUCGCUGCACCAGCUCGUCAAGUGUCUCUAAAAGUCGUACCAGCAGCAGAGGCCAUUCAAACGGAAACAUUUGAUGAGAAAAAUCAACGUCUAGGACGUGAAUUGUCCCCACAUUUGACCAUCUAUAAGCCACAGUUAACAUCUAUGUUAUCAAUCACUCAUCGAGGCACAGGUUUUGCUUUGACUGGGUAUGCGUGGGCUUUAGGCUUAGGUGCAUUGAUGUCUUCCCACGACAUCUCCCACUAUGUUACUAUUAUCGAGGGAUUGCACUUGGGUCCUGCGACAUUAGUUGCACUUAAGUUUGUUUUAGCAUUUCCACUAGCGUUUCACUCUUGCUGCGGUGUCCGUCAUUUGUUGUGGGAUACAGGCCGUUUUCUGAAAAUUACUGAAGUUUAUUUAACUGGUUACGUAACACUUGGCAUUAGCUUCGUGCUGUCAACUAUUUUAGCUUGUUUGUAAACAUCCUAUUGAAGAAAAAUUCAUGCAAUUGGAAUGCUUAUUUCGGUUUUUAUUACGGUGCUGCGAGUUUACUUAAAGGAACCAAAAUUAUUUGUAUGAAAACAAAAAAAAAAAAAAUAGAAGUGAUAAUUUACGUGAAAUAAAUGUACAUACAUACGACACAUACAAAAAUUGUCUUGAUAUCAAAAUUCGCCAUGUAUUAGUUACGCAAUUUGAUUGCUUAGAAUUUGAAGUUGGUAAAGUGAUGUAGUAAUGCAUAAAAUAAAAAAUAUAUAAGAAGAUUUAACGAUGAA